AUGCCUAUACACUCUCCCGGAACGACGACGACACCGCCGAGCGCGCGGCGGCCCUGUGAUGCCGCGCGCCCUCAUGGCGUCAACCGAGCAUCUGGCCUCGUCCCCCGCGGGAGGGCCGCCGGGGCCGAAGGCACGGGCACCACCGCCGCAGUCGUCGUCGCCACCACCCCCACCGAAGGCUUCCUCGUCGUCUCCCCCGCCGCCGCCUCAGCACUCACCGCCGCCGCCACCGUCGAAGCAGUCCCCACCUCCUCCGGCACCUUCGUCGAAGACACCAGCGACUCCACCGGAGAAGUCGCCGAUGGCGUCCCCGCCUCCUCCGGCCUCGCCGCCGCCAGCAAGCAAGUCCCCUCCUCCUUCCCCGUCGACGCCGCCCCCGUCGCCACCUCCGCGUUCUUCGCCGCCGCCGCCCGCGUCAUCGACGACGCCACCAUCGUCGACGUCGCAGCAAUCGCCUCCGGGACCGGAAUCUACCAAGCCACCGCAGCCCUCGUCGUCAGAGAAGCCGCCCGGAGCAGCCUCACCUCCCCCAAAUGCGACGUCAGGCUCCGGAUCAAAAUCACAGCCGCCACCGCGCGAGACACCAUCGACGCCCCCAGACACCACCGCCGGUCGUCAGCCACCUCCCGCGUCGUCGGGGACACCGUCCUCGCCCACGCAAAUGCUGCCUCCUCCGAUGGCGGUGACGGUGAUCAUGCCGGGUGCCUCCGCCCCACCUGCAGGCGGCAGGUGGAGGGGCCCGCCUGGCCCCGCCGCUACCGCCCCGCCAUUGAGUCCCCCCGCGGGUGGCGUCUCCGGCAGCAGCAGCAUGAACAACGAGGCGAUCAUCAUCGGGAUCUCCGUUGCCGGGCUCCUCCUGUCACUGGCCUCGCUGUUGAUAAUGAUGUGCGUCAACAGCAAGCGGGGGAAGAGGAAGCGGCACGCGCAACCGUCGCCGUCGCGCAGGCACAACAUCGUCGUGCCGGAACGUCAGUGCCCGCCCCGCCUCGGAACGUCCUGUUUGCGUUGCUCUUGCCACCACCAUGCAUGCAGUAUGUAACCCUGCGCUUUUGUCUGUCACGAAAAGGGCUACCCGUGAUGGAUUGGCCGAAGCGGACGAAGAUUGCGAUCGGAGCGGCGCGUGGGUUGACGUACCUCCACGAAGACUGCCAUCCUAGGAUCAUACACAGGGACAUCAAGUCGGCCAACAUUCUCCUGGACGACGCCUUCGAGGCCAAGGUUGCAGAUUUCGGCCUUGCUAAACUGACAAACGACUCGCUGACUCAUAUCUCGACGCGCGUGAUGGGCACGUUCGGGUACAUGGCGCCCGAGUACGCACAAAGCGGGAAGCUGACCGACAGAUCCGACGUGUUCUCCUUCGGGGUGGUGCUCCUGGAGCUCAUCACCGGGCGGAAGCCCGUCGACGCAUCUCAACCGCUGGGAGAAGAGAGCCUGGUUGAAUGGGCUCGGCUUCUCCUCGUGGACGCCUUGGAGACGGACGACUUCCGAGAGGUCGCCGACCCUGCGCUGGAGUGCAGGUUCUCCAAGACCGAGAUGCGGAGGAUGGUGGAGGCGGCCGCCGCUUGCGUGCGCCACUCCGCCGCCAAGAGACCCAGGAUGGUGCAGGUGUGGCGAUCGCUGGACGUGGACGACUGCUCGUCGGACCUGACCAACGGCGUGAAGCUCGGGCAGAGCAUGGCGUACGACUCGGGCCGGUACUCGGCGGACAUCGAGCUGUUCCGGCGAAUGGCGUUCGCCAACGACCUCUCCACCGCCGAGUUGGGCGUCUUGGACGAGGACGACCACCACAGCAGCAAAGCCGGUUCCAGUUCCAGCCGGCACAAGUAA
Messenger RNA from Miscanthus lutarioriparius, 1827 nucleotides. NCBI's taxonomy places the organism in Eukaryota, Viridiplantae, Streptophyta, Magnoliopsida, Poales, Poaceae. The record is from the annotation of a GenBank genome assembly.